Larimichthys crocea (large yellow croaker) is the source of this 2964-nucleotide messenger RNA. It is a transcript of the gene foxred2, whose product is annotated as FAD-dependent oxidoreductase domain containing 2. Gene Ontology annotation, molecular function: flavin adenine dinucleotide binding; monooxygenase activity. The transcript has 10 exons. Bases 220 to 2268 code for a protein of 682 amino acids. The record is from RefSeq and is a predicted model, not a curated record. Gene Ontology annotation, biological process: ERAD pathway. Gene Ontology annotation, cellular component: endoplasmic reticulum lumen. NCBI's taxonomy places the organism in Eukaryota, Metazoa, Chordata, Actinopteri, Sciaenidae.
UCCUCCCGGUGCACGCAGCCCUCCAUGGUUCUCCGGAGGGGGACGUGGGCUGAAGUGGGCCGAGCUAGAGGGGAUCUUCCUCUGCUGGAGGACUCGGUAUGAGCCCCGGACACGCUUUAACGUGAUCAGCAGUCAACAUGUAGGGACUGUCCACAGCCGUGCUACAUGGUAAACACCAGAUGAUGCGUGGGACGGAUCGACUCAUGUAAGAGAAAGGUUAUGGAUUCGAGCCUUCCUUGUUUCCUCCUCUUCAUCUUGAUUGGCUGUUUGAAAUGCUCGUCAGAAAACGAAAACAACACCCGUCACCAUGACUACUGCGUGCUCGGAGCCGGGCCUGCUGGACUGCAGAUGGGAUACUUCCUGUCCAAGGCUAAAAGAGACUACGUCAUCCUGGAGAGGAACUCCGGACCGGGCAGCUUCUUCAACAAGUAUCCGCGGCACAGGAAGCUCAUCAGCAUCAACAAGAUCCACACCGGGAGGCAGAAUCCAGAGUUCAACCUGCGUCAUGACUGGAACUCGCUGCUGAGCGACAAACCCGACCUCCUGUUCAAGAGGGUGAGCAAUGAGUUUUACCCGCCGGCUGACGCCUACCCGCUCUAUCUGUCCAUGUUCGUGGAGGAGCUCGGGCUGAAGGUCCGGUAUGGUGUGGACAUCGGGAGGAUCAGGGCAGUGCAGUCAGACACCGGCAGGAGGUACAUCCUGACCGAUCAGCAUACGUCGGACUACACAUGCAGCGUCCUCCUGGUAGCGACGGGUUUGUGGGUUCCUCAGAAGAUUGAAUUUGUCGGUUCUGACCUGGUUGAAGGCUACGAGUCCAUCUCCACUAACCCUGAGGACUACAAGAACCAGGCCAUACUUAUUCUGGGCAAGGGGAACUCCGCCUUUGAAACAGCCCAGAGCAUCUUGGAAAAAGCAAGUCAUGUGCACAUGCUCAGUCCCAGCCCUGUUCGACUGGCCUGGCAAACACAUUAUGUUGGAGAUCUCAGAGCUGUAAAUAACGACCUACUUGACACAUACCAGUUGAAGUCCCUUGAUGGGUUGGUGGAGGCACGGCUGGAGAAAAUAGUUAUUGUUCAAAGAAAAGAACAAGCCAAGAAGAGAUCAGAUGGAAAGAAGAAAGAGAAGAAGAAGUUGUACCUGUCUUUGAAUAAGUACAUACAAAACCAGGAAGAGAAAAACAGCUCUGAGGUGACCGGAGAAGAUCUUCCAAGCUUUUACUCUGACAACUUCUCCAUGCGAAAGCCGUACGACCGAGUGAUCCGAUGCCUUGGAUUCAAGUUCAACUUUAGCGUAUUUGACAGCUCUGCCUGCCCACCGCACAGUGACAAUGCAAAGGGGAGGUUACCGGGGGUGACAGCCUGGUAUGAAGGGACGGGGACCCCUGGUUUGUUUGUGCUGGGAACUGCUGCACACUCCAGAGACUACCGCACAUCCGCUGGAGGCUUCAUCCACGGAUUUCGUUACACAGCACGAGCCGUACAUCGUGUACUUGAACAGCGUUACCAUAACAACCGCUGGCCAUCGACUAAACUGUUGACAACUCAGCUACUGUCCUGGGUUCUGAAGCGGAUCGGCGAGGCCUCUGGGCCGUAUCAAAUGUUUGAGGUGCUCGCAGAUGUGAUACUUCUUCGAGGCUCCCAGUGCGAAUAUGUGGAAGAGUUUCCUAUCCAGGCCUUGCCUCAGUUCUCGUCUCUCUCGGGCCAUGAGAUCUCCAACCAUGGGCUGAUAGUUGUAGUCCUUCAAUACGGAAAGAAGAAGAACGUCGACUAUCUGGGGCGGAAUAGGGCUCAUUCAGACUGGAGCAAAGCUAAUGAAUCUAACUUUCUGCACCCUGUUUUGUACUACUAUGACAAACUUCCUACUGAGGAAGAAAUGAAGCUCCGUCCGAAGGGCUGGGCCUUACCGAGGCCCAAGGCAAUCCAUCACAUUGUAGAGGACUUCCUCACAGAAUGGGACGGUCCUGUAUCUCAUAUCCAGCCACUGCGACGCUUCCUGGAGCACUGUGUAAAGACCGACCUCAGGAACUUCUAUGCGGAAUCAUGUUUCCGCUUCUCCCUUACCUACCGCAAGCCGCCACUGUUUUGCCAGCAAGGAUACUUGAAGCAACAGGGUGUCGUUGACAGCAGUCAGCUGUGGCAGCACUUUGACGAUGCUGGACUGAUGCCUUCUGAACAUGAUUCAGGCACAUCAGGGGAGGACUCUGCAUUCCCCAACUACCUGGCACAAGCUGGAGCCUCUGUGUCUUCAGGACUGAAACUUGACUUCUGAUUGUGUGUUAAAGCUAUGCCUAUGAUACUGUUUAUGUCCCUUGGACCUGCUACCUCCAGCACCCAUCAUGUUCCCUCAACUAGACCAAAUAUUUUUUGCCAGAAUGCAAUCCUCCAGAUCAGUUGUUCCCAACCUUUUUGGCUUGUGACCCCCUAAAAAUAUAGCAAUUUCUGCUAGCAACACUCCAUCACCAGAUGUAAAUGUGCAACACUUGACUAUUUUAACCAAAGAAUGGUUUCCUUUCUUUGUUUUAUUAAAGUUAAAGGGUCAAAACAAGUUAAAUUACCCUGUAAAGAUUAGAGGGAUCCUCAGGUUGGACAGUGUUGUAGUCAAGACCAUCUAAACUGAGACCAAGUCAUGACCAAGACCAGAGUGUAUUGAGACCGAGACCAGACUUUGAAGUGUUGAUACCAAGUCAACAUCAAGAUCAAGACUUAAUCUUGAGUACUACAACACUGUGUUGGAAACUACUGUUCAGCACUGGAGAGGCACCUUGUCCCUUAGCGAAAGCUCCCUUCUUAUUAUUAUUGCUCACAAAAUAUUUAUAUACAUUAUAUUAUAACAUUUUCAUACCAUGGAGAUUAUAUGAAGAUAUAAAGGUGGAGGGUGCGGUGUUAUAAAUCGAUUAUGCAUUAUAUAUUUUGCAUGUUACCUGAUUAAACAUUAAAGAGGACAAACUGUCGUUUAUAAUUCAAA